This is a messenger RNA of Rotaria sp. Silwood2, 387 nucleotides long. The record is from the annotation of a GenBank genome assembly. Lineage: Eukaryota; Metazoa; Rotifera; Eurotatoria; Philodinida; Philodinidae.
AUGUGUUUAUUUUCUUCAACAUUGUAUGUUUUUAGAGAUAAUUGGGGUCGAAAAUGGUGCCAUGUAGUGGCUAUGGAUGCGAUUUAUUUUCGUAAUUCAUCAAUCCAAUACGAUAUGAAAUUCAUAAAUCGUGAAUUGAUCAAAGCAUAUACAUGUUUUCGCCCUAGAAAAACCGCAACAACAGAUGAGGUCUUGUUUGGUACUGCUACCGGAAACUGGGGUUGUGGUGCAUUCAAUGGUGAAAAACAGCUGAAAGCAAUUAUUCAACUCAUGGCUGCUUCUGAAGCCAGACGUCCAUUAAUCUAUGCAGCUUUCGGUGAUAUAAACUUGGUUAACUCAUUUUUUGAAGUUUAUGAUUACUUGGAUAAACAAAAUGCAACAGUAUGA